AAAGAAUAUUUUUUAGGACAUUAUAGUAGACUUUUCUGGCCAUUAUUUCAAUUGUAUCGUUCAAGGCCAAUAAUGAAUCCGAGCUCUUCGACUGCACACAUUUUGGCUGAAUUGACACUUGGGGAACGUGAAAAGGUUUUAAGUGAACGUUAUUUAUGUGAACGAGAUAAUUUAAUUUCGAAAUUUAUGGCAUGGACUGAGCAGGACCAAACUGAUUUUUGCAAACAUUUACUUCAAAGAAUGUGUCAUCAUCAACAUGGACAAAUAGAUCAAUUUCUUGGACCAAUGCUAAAAAGAGAUUUUAUCAGCUUGUUGCCAACUGGUUUGGCUGAAAAUGUUUUACAAUUACUUGAUGCCCAGUCUUUAUAUGCUUGUGAAUUAGUUAGUAAAGAAUGGCACAAAGUGAUUGCUAAUGGGAUGCUGUGGCGAAAGUUUUUUGAACGUAAAUUUCGUUCUGAUCAACUCUGGCAGGGACUUGCUAAUAAAAGGGGAUGGAAAAACUUUCUGUUUGUAUCUAAGAAUCAGGCGACUUGUUCUAUUUUGGCAGCGAGUGGUUAUAGUGUUGCUGACUUUGAAAAACUUCGUAGACCAAUUGAUAAAGAAUUUGAUCCUUUAGAAUUACAACAUAAAUUUUAUCGCGGUCUCUAUCCUCAAAUUAUGUCAGACAUUCGUCAAAUUGAACAAAAUUGGCGCGAGGGUCAUCAUCGCCUUGAACGAAUUAAUUGUGGAUCAGAAAAUAGUAAAGGUGUCUAUUGUCUUCAAUAUGAUGAUGAAAAGAUUGUCUCAGGACUUCGUGAUAAUACAAUAAAGAUUUGGAAUCGUCCUGCUCUUCAAUGUGUUGCUACUCUCACUGGUCACACUGGCUCUGUGCUUUGUUUACAAUAUGACAACCAAAUUAUUGCUAGUGGAAGUAGUGAUGCAACUGUUCGGAUCUGGGAUGUGAGGACUGGUGCUCAAUUAAAUACACUCAUUCAUCAUUGUGAGGCUGUUCUUCACUUACGAUUCCAAGAUGGAGUUUUGGUUACUUGUUCUAAGGACCGUUCUAUCGCCGUUUGGGAUAUGGCAUCCCCUACAGAAAUAAACAUUCGGCGUGUACUUGUUGGACAUCGUGCUGCUGUUAAUGUUGUAGAUUUUGAUCAGCGCUAUAUUGUUUCUGCCAGUGGUGAUCGAACAAUUAAGGUUUGGAAUGCCGGUACGUGCGAAUUUUUGCGAACUCUUAAUGGUCAUAAACGCGGUAUAGCUUGUUUGCAGUACAGAGACCGGUUAAUCGUUUCUGGUUCAAGCGACUUUUCUAUACGUCUUUGGGACAUUGAAUGUGGCAAUUGUCUGCGUGUGCUAGAAGGUCACGAAGAGCUUGUUAGAUGCAUUCGAUUUGAUUCCAAACGCAUUGUUUCGGGUGCUUAUGACGGAAAAAUUAAAAUUUGGGAUUUACAAGCUGCUCUCGACCCGCGAACACCGCCUAAUAGUUUAUGUCUAAAAACUUUGUCAGAGCAUACAGGAAGAGUUUUUAGACUACAAUUUGAUGAAUUCCAAAUUAUAAGUUCUUCUCACGACGACACAAUUUUGAUUUGGGAUUUUUUAAAUGUUGCAAAUAACAGAGCAAUUGCUGCUGGGCCAGGUGGCGGAGGAUUGGCGGCAGCAGCUGUUGUUGGUGCCGUUGGGGCAAUUCAGCAACAAAAUCUACAGCUUGCACAAAUGAAUGGAAUUUGA
Meloidogyne enterolobii is the source of this 1710-nucleotide messenger RNA. NCBI's taxonomy places the organism in Eukaryota, Metazoa, Nematoda, Chromadorea, Rhabditida, Meloidogynidae. The record is from the annotation of a GenBank genome assembly.